AUGGAGAAGGAUUUCCCAUCAACACCCACUCCUGUCAGCACCCAGGAGUCAUGCCCUGCCCAGGAUGGACUCUCUCUUCCCUCCCCCAUACAGAUUCCUCCUUCGCCCGUCUCCAGUAACCUCUCCGCUGCACCCUCUCAACCCGCCAAAUCUUCAUCCUCCACAGGAACACUGACAGAACCUAGAAAAUCCUCCGAUUCCUCUCCACAAUCAGCACAAACCAUGUCUAUACCAGUGGACUCCCUUCCCUCUUUAGAUGGGUCAAAGCCCUUAUUUGCUGAUGUGUCCUCUAAACCCACCUGUAAAACUGUUUCCACUAAACCCUCCUCUCCUGCUCCAAACAAAACACCACUUUUUACCUCUCCUAACCGCUCUACCCCUCAAAUCUCCAAAAUUUCACCCAUUCCCCAGCUCACCUCUGUCUCUGCUACUUCAACCAGCAUGGCCUGUAACACUCUGACAGAUUCCCCUCCCUCUUCCCCCACCACUGCUUCAACCACGGCUCCUGCAUCUUCUUCCACCGCCCCCGUGAAACACACCUUUGCUUCAGUGGCCAAGCGGGUGAUAAUACAGGAAAGAAUUAGAAAAGCAGAGGAAAGGGAUGCCGAUGAUGAAGAAGAUGAUGAAGAACCAGAGGAAGAUUUGUCCGUGGAGCAGAUGGAGGAGAAGGCUAAUGCGGGUGAUGCUGGAGCUCAGACCCGGCUGGGUCAGCACUACUUGACUCUUGCUAAAGAGGAGGACGCAGAGCUUUACAAUCGUCUCGCUGUUAAUUGGCUGAUUGAAGCAGCUAAACAGGGAAGAAAACGUGCAGCAACAGAACUGCGGCGCUGUUGGAUCCAGAAAAAAGGAAUUACUCCAGAGAAUGAGACUGAUGUGCGCAGGUUGUCAACAGAGAGUAAGUUUGAGCUGGCAGUACGCAAAGCAGCCAUGAUGAUGUACUUUAAGCUUAACCCAGAGAGGAAAAAGAAGGUGGCUGUGGCUGAGAUGCUGGAAAAUGCCAGCCAGGUCCAUGCAGUGCAAGGUGGCACUGCAAGCAGGAUUCCUAGCCCAACCUCAGGCCAGACCCAGAAAGUGUUAGAAAGCAUGGUCGGCAAUGAGUCCAAACAAUUGGUGGACCUGGAUGACUUUGUUGAGAUGACAAAAAAGUAUGCACAAGGUAUUGUCCCCUCUGCACCCAGGAAUGACAGCCAGGUCACAGCCAAGACUGAAAGCUCUAUACCUCACAACAGUGGUUGCAAGACGGAGUUGGUCGAAUCAGGAUGCAAGAAGACCUACAAAAGCUCUUGGAGUUUUGGCCGAAGUGGGAUGAUGUUGGACACUAAGCAGACUGUGGCCAUAAAAAAAGCCAUGGACAUGAAAUCACGCUUAAUGAUGCUUGAGUACCCGCUGCGUUCAGUUGUGGAGAUGAAGGAGCACCUGGUCGACUGGGCAUCACGGGCCGGUGUCCAGUGGCUGAGCACAAUCAUUCCCACGCAUCAUGUCAAUGCACUAAUUUUCUUCUUCAUCAUCAGCAACCUGACAGUUGACUUGUUUGCAUUUGUCAUCCCUCUGCUUGUGUUCUACCUCUCCUUCAUCUCCAUGAUCAUCUGCACACUGCGUGUUUUUCAGAGCAGCAAGGCUUGGGAGAACUUCAGCGCCCUGACAUCUUUGCUGACAUGUUUUGAACCUGGGCUGGAUGUGGAGCAGGCAGAGACCAACUUUGGCUGGAACAACCUAGAGCCGUACCUGUAUUUUAUCCUCUCCGUCUUCUUUGUCAUUUUUUCCUUCCCUGUAGCUGACAAAGGCUGGAUCCCCUGUUCUGAGCUCUCUACUGUAGCCAUCUUCUUUACUGCUGUCAGCUACAGGAGCCUCAGCCCCACUGCUGCGAUCUAUGCAUGCCGAGCAAUGGUCAUAGAGGUAGCAUCAUCUCUGUGUUGCCUGACCCAGUUCCUGCCAGAGAACAUGAAGGUGCUUCGUUUUCUGGGGCACACCUUUGCCACACUGCCACUGGGGGAGUCAGUGGCACUGAAGCUCAGUCUCCCUUGCCUGCUGUAUGUUUACCUGUUUUACCUAUUCUUCAGCAUGGCAAGGACGCGUGGUUUCCGGGGGACUUACUGCUUCCUGGUUCCAUACCUUGUGUGCUUUAUGUGGUGCGAGUUCUCCGUAGUGCUCCUCCAGAAUUCCUCAGCUGUGGGUCUAAUCCGGACCUGUGUGGCCUACUUUCUCUUCCUGUUUGCACUGCCUUUUCUGGCAUUUGGCCUAGCCACCAUGCUCUUCAUCCAAAUCUUCAAGUGGUUCCUCGAGCUGGAACUGACAAAGAUGGUUGUGACCCUGGUAGUAUGUGCGAUCCCUGUCACCCUGCGGCUCUGGACCCGGUUCAGCAUGUCUAUUCUGGAUGUUUUCCGCUCACUGACCCAACACGGCCCUGUCAAACUCAUCUUACUCUGUAUCUCAAUGGUGAUCUUGUUCUUCUCUAUCUAUGUGUACCAUGCAGAGGGGCAGAAGGUGUAUAACUCCACACUGACUUGGAACCAGUACAGCCAGGUGUGUGGACCCCCUGCCUGGGAAACCAAAGGCAUGGCCCAGACACAGAUCUUCUGUAGCCACCUUCAUGGACACAGAGUCACUUGGGCUGGGCGUUUCAAGCAUGUCCGUGUCGCUGAGACGGAGAAUGGGGCACAGUCGGUCAUUAACAUGUUGCCGGUGUUCAUGGGAGACUGGCUGCGCUGCCUGUAUGGAGAGACAUAUCCCAAAUGUGAGCCAAAGAAUUCUACGGUCACAAACCUAACAGUUGCAGAUUUGGCAGCCAGUUCUGCAUCGGCUACCGUUUCACUGCCCCAACUGCUCCGAGUGCAAGAAGAGGAAGAGUUGUGUCAGAUUAAGGCUCUGGCUAAACACACCUGCCAUGUCAAGCGUUUUGACAGCUACCGAUUCGAGGUGACAGUAGGGAUGAUCCAGGGUGGAAGUGCGGAGGCAGACGACCCAGCCAGGGAUAUGAUCCUAAUGGCCAGCCAUGAGUUCAGACAGGUUCUUCUUAAUCUGAACCCUGGUAAUAUGGUGGAGUUCAGCACCAAGCUGGAAGGCCGACUUGGAGCCAAAGCUUCGAAAUUCGAGUUGAAGGCUAUCAACUGUCUGGACUGUGUUUCUUCAAUGUUGACUGGAGCUAGGCAGGUGAAGAUAGAAAGAGACUGGAGACGCACAACAAUGAAAGCCCUGAAGUUUGCAUUUGAUUUUUUCUUUUCUCCGUUCCUGUCUGCAAAAAUCACUGCCUGA
Xiphias gladius (swordfish) is the source of this 3252-nucleotide messenger RNA. It is a transcript of the gene wfs1a, whose product is annotated as Wolfram syndrome 1a (wolframin). The transcript is spliced from 11 exons. Gene Ontology annotation, cellular component: endoplasmic reticulum membrane; endoplasmic reticulum. NCBI's taxonomy places the organism in Eukaryota, Metazoa, Chordata, Actinopteri, Istiophoriformes, Xiphiidae. Gene Ontology annotation, molecular function: protein binding. Gene Ontology annotation, biological process: calcium ion homeostasis; endoplasmic reticulum unfolded protein response. The record is from RefSeq and is a predicted model, not a curated record. The coding region runs from base 1 to 3252 and encodes 1083 amino acids.